GGCCAUCACAUUCUUCAUGGAGACUGGCAACUCCUUCCAACAGGGGAUGCAGCAGCCCCUCAAGCCCCCUGGGCAGCAGCCCUUGGGGUCUGGCAAGUGCAGCGAUCCCGGGAAAGAUCCUGGGUGCAGCGGGAUUGGGAAGGGGCCGGUGCCGGUGGUCUGUAGCACUGUGUGUGGGAACCCCUACCUGGGGCUGGUGACCCACCUGCGGUCAUCCUGGCUCUCUGGGAAGACACGGCCUGCGGAAUAUCGCCUGGCUCAGCUGGAGGCCCUGGGACGCUUCUUGGAUGAGAAGAAGCAGGAGAUCCUGGAUGCCACCAAUUUGGACAUGGGCAAGCCAUCCUUCGAGGCUUACUUUAGUGAGAUCCUUCUCUGCAAGAAUGAGCUCAACAACACCCUCAACAACCUGUCCAGCUGGAUGAAGGAUGAGUAUGUGGAUAAGAACCUGGUGACACAGCUGGACUCUGCCUUCAUCCGCAAGGAGCCGUACGGGGUGGUGCUCAUCAUGGCGCCCUGGGACUGCCCCAUCAAACUCAUCCUGAUGCCUCUCAUCGGGGCCAUUGCUGCUGGGAACUGUGUCAUUGUCAAACCCUCAGAGAUCUCCAGGAACUGUGAGAGACUCCUUGCUGAAAUGCUGAGCUGCUACCUAGACAAUGACUGCUAUGCUGUGGUGACCGGUGGUGUGCAGGAGACCACCAGG
Acanthisitta chloris (rifleman) is the source of this 700-nucleotide messenger RNA. RefSeq names its product aldehyde dehydrogenase family 3 member B1-like. Gene Ontology annotation, biological process: aldehyde metabolic process. NCBI's taxonomy places the organism in Eukaryota, Metazoa, Chordata, Aves, Passeriformes, Acanthisittidae. The record is from RefSeq and is a predicted model, not a curated record. The annotation marks the transcript as partial. Gene Ontology annotation, molecular function: aldehyde dehydrogenase (NAD+) activity. The transcript is spliced from 6 exons. Gene Ontology annotation, cellular component: cytoplasm.